Molecule: messenger RNA, 1320 nt
Organism: Raphanus sativus (radish)
Lineage: Eukaryota; Viridiplantae; Streptophyta; Magnoliopsida; Brassicales; Brassicaceae
Product: extensin-like
Exons: 3
Coding region: 58-1278 (406 amino acids)
Source: RefSeq, a predicted model, not a curated record
GCAAACAGUCCGUCUCCACCGAUUCUGGCUUACAAGGGCAGCAGAGGCCGCAGAUUCAUGAAAGCUGCUAUCUUGAGUCAGACCCGCGUGAUCAACUUUGUUGAGAAGGACAUUAGUGAAAUGUGGCCAAAAUGGGACUCUGAGGUUGAUGACGUGCCCGCGGAGAACAUCAUUAAAGUCAUGUAUGAUCGGAGACCGUGGAAGUGGACCAUGGAUUGCUGGGAAGUCACUGGUACAAAACCCAAGUUUGUGACUCCAUCGAAAAGAGCCAAAGAGAUGGUUGUGGAGGAGGUGGAGGAAGACAAUCAGAGACCUCGGAAGAAAGCUCGUAAAGAGGCUCCUAAAGAGGCUCCUAAAGAGGCUAGAGAAGAGGCUCCUACAGAGGCUAGAGAAGAGGCUACAGAAGAGGCUAGAGAAGAGGCUAGUUGGGUGACCAGAGAGGAGUUAGAAAAUAUGUUCAAGGGCUUAGGUGACAUGAUGAAAGAUGGGUUUAAGAAGUGCAUCAGGGAGAUUAGGAAGAUCUCCGAUAGAUUGGAAGCUGUGGAGAAGAAGGUUGGUGUCACCAAUCAGGCUACCCCUCAAGCCCCAGAAACCGGGGUUAGUAACAAACAGCCUACCCCACAAGCCCCAGAAACCGGGGUUAGUAACAAACAGACUACUCCUCAAAAGGAUCAGCCUACACUUCAAACCAAUCAUCCUACUCCUCCCACCAGACAGCCUGCUCCUCAAAAGGCAAAGCCUACUCCUCAAAAGGCAAAGCCUACUCCUCAAACGAAACAGCCUGCUCCUCAAACUAAACAGCCUGCUCCUCAAACGAAACAGCCUGCUCCUCAAACGAAAAAGCCUUCUCCUCAAAAGAAACAGCCUUCUCCUCUGCCCAAAGAGAGAUUGUUGCCGGAGGAUACAGCAGAUGAGGCGAUCUCGGUAUAUAAGAUCUUGCCGGAGGAUAAAGCAGAUGGUGUCACCUCCAAAGAGAUUGUUCCUCUCACUUCCACUGACCAACCGAGCUUCGCUUCCAACGAUCAACAACCGAGCUUUGCUUCCACCGAUCCAAGCGUUCCAGUUUCAGAACCGAGCCUGGUUGUAUUGGACCAAACAGCUCCCACUGCUUCUGUGCGUGCAAGGAGUGAACGAACGAAGAAACCUGCUCCCACGCAGAUAUCUCCUUAUACGGCAGAGAGAAGGAAACUCCUUAGAGUGGGAAAGUAUAAUCCAUUUCCCACACUAAACAGACCUAAGAUGAAGGAGCUCGCUGAUUGGUUGAAAACUGAUCCGUAAGUGAUUGCUUUACCCAUAAUAGCUUGAUUUAGUCUACCAAAA